UUUAAUUAUCGUCCUUUUUCGCCUCGAGUCCCAUCUUGGCGGUUCCAUCCAUCAUCCCCAACAAUCAACGGCCAUCGUCGUUGACGCACGUCCUUGCCCCCUUUCUCGUCGCCGUCGCCGACGUCGACAACCACCUCGCCCAGCUUCCCCAUUUCUCACCGCUGCUGACGACGUUCAAUGUCCCUCAAACCUUCCAUUCAACCGCACCCUCUUCCUUCACUUCCCUCAUUCGCCUCUACCUUUAGCACAAAAUCCUUCAACAAUCUCGGUUCUGAAGACAACUCUUUGCCUCCGAUACAAACCAGGUCCUCCGUUUCUGAUUUUAGGCGCGUCAAAUCGCCCAACCUUAACUCGCGCCUGCAAAAUGGCGACGACUCAACUUCAUCACCCGUCGUCGGCAAAAAGCGUGCUCGAAUAGACAUAUCUGCCCCUUCAGAUAAUGACGAACGGACGGACUCUGAUCGUAGCUCACCAGGCGUUUCUAACGUGAAGGAAGAACCUGAACAGGAUAUGCUUGAACCAUCGCCGCCUCCUUGUUCUGCAAGGAUUGAUCCACCCAAGAACUACGACAAUACAUCUGCACCACCUCCAUCCAGUGUCUUACCGUCUCCUCUCAAGAAGCGAAGAGUUACAAUCAGCGGCGCGCCCGCGCUCGACACGAAUGUCCGAGUUCCAACUGAUCAAUCGAAUUCAACUCCUAUAUCACCUGUUGUAAUUGGCUUCACAAUCCAGCGCGAUAACCCCUCAGCUGUCGAGCAAGUUCGAUCUAUGAUCUCGGUGAAACAGCAGCAACAAGCCAUUAUUGAACAGCGCAGAGGCAGCGUCGUUGGACUCGGUUCUCCGGUUGUUGGAGGGAACCCGAAUGAACUUCCAGCGUCAGGUUCUGCGAAAUCUUCCAACUCGGCAGCACGACCUCGACGUAGCCCUAAUACCAGUAGCAAUCGACGCCAUACCAAUGUUUCUGUUCCCCAGUCUCAGCUGGCGGUCAACACCCGGGCUGCCAGUCCGCCGGCUGUCACUGUCACACUAUCCCAAACUUCGGGACACCCACCCGCACCAGUUAUCUCUGGGCUUCCACAACCAUCGUCUGGGACCGCAAUUCCUCCUGUCAACGUACCCGCACAUUCUCUUCCGCCUCCCCCGAUUAGCUUCGCUCGCCGGAGGGCAACUCAACUUGGAGGAAACAAAAAGCCGGCGGAUAUAGUCAUCAGUCCUCGGGAAGCUCAUACAAAGGAGCAGCUCGCGCUCUCUAUUCAAAGUGCGCCUCCCAUCCCUCAGGCUGGUCAGCCUCCUGGAAGAUUUCCUAUGACCCUUCCCCGACUUCCGUCUGUGAUGGGGCCUGGAAACAGUAACGUCAAUCGUCUGACUGGUGGGAAAGUACCCCCUACGCCUACAAGGUUUUCUGCACAACGAGGCUCGACAUCCAGCGUCGCUCAUCCCAUUCCUUCGAUUGCAGGCGGGCGCUCUCCUCCUAAUCACAGCAUUGGUGUGGGGCCGACAUUGGUUCCUCCCACUCCCAGUGUCUUACACCAUCCUGGUUAUUCAGGAGAGAAAUCCGCUUUUUUGGCGCCGUUCGAAAUGUUUUAUGAUGCACUGAACGAUUCUAGGCAACUCAAGACUUGGCUCUCAGAACAGUUACAGCGUUCCAACGCGUUAAUGCACAGUCUCACACAGCAGCAGGAAAAAUUGAACGAAGUAGUGGACGCGAUGGUUGAAAAGAGGGUUAGUGGUAUGCGAAACGAAGUGGGAUCACUUCGACACAGGGUUGAGGAAUUAGAGGACGCUUUACGUGUUGCCAGUCGUCGUCCAAGUGUUGAUGGGCUCCCUGUGAAAAGUAAAGGCAAACAACCAUUGAGGAAUGGUAUACCCAUGGCGGCAGAGUCAUACACAUUUCCUCCUGUUCAAAUUUCUGGUAUUGAUAGGGAUCGACUGCGACCCGAACCGGAACGACGUGUCCCAUCUCCUGGAUGGCCAAGCGACAGAGAGAAUCUGCCUAGUGGAUUAGACCGUGAUCGACCUACAGGAUCACCAGCUCCUUACGAUUCAAGAAGGUUGUCCAUAUCCGCGUCACGACUUGAUCCACCCCGACCGUCUGGGAUAGAUGGAAGGAGCUCACUAAGGAUGGCUUCACCUCAGCAGUCUAUUCGAGAUAUCCCUGGUAAUUCGGGUGCAGUUGUUUCAAGCCUCCCUCCUCAUCCACCGCCUUCCGGCAAUCGACAAUCACGCGGAAGAAGGCCAUCGAUAAAUAGGCAGCAUUCAGGUUCAUUCCGUGGUGGGUUACCUGAGCGACCAGCAUCUUCACCGCCCAGGCGAGAAGACCGAAGCCAGAAAGAUCCCAGUGGAGAUGUCUCAAUGGAAACAUGAGUGUGAUAUGGCAUGUAGAAGUUGUUACUUUUUCUCUCUUCUGAGCACCGUAUUGGACGCAGUCCUUCCUUUGUUUUUCCGUUUUUCAUCGUCGCUAUCGCUCUCAUUCUACAUCAGUAAGCACGGACCCUUAGCAGUUUAGUCGCUCUCUACUUAGUCACUUAGUUUUCAGUAUUCAUCCUCCCUCCCUUUCUCCUCUUGGGCGUUUCAUCCGUGGAUUUUUCGUACCUUACUUUUCUUCUCCGCUCAAUAUGCCACAUUUUAGUCGUCAGUUUCUAUAUUUCUGUUUGUCUGCAGUCUUCUCGUUGUCUCCUUCAGGUUUCAUUAUAUGUACUUUAUACUCUAUCGGCAAUGUAUCACGACUUCUCUACCUCCUUCUGUUCCAUGUUCUUUUUACUGGCCUGUUUACUUUUGCGUUUUCGUUUACAUUUUUUUUUGUCGAGGCUGUCGGCGAAUCCGAAUCCGAAUCACAUACAGUUACCGUUAAAAGCCGG
Marasmius oreades (fairy-ring Marasmius) is the source of this 2858-nucleotide messenger RNA. RefSeq lists its product as uncharacterized. Lineage: Eukaryota; Fungi; Basidiomycota; Agaricomycetes; Agaricales; Marasmiaceae. Bases 178 to 2364 code for a protein of 728 amino acids. The transcript is spliced from 2 exons. The record is from RefSeq and is a predicted model, not a curated record.